UACAAACCAAAUCACAUGCUGAGCCCCUAUGCGGCACCAUCAAGAAACAUUUACUGAAUAAACGUAAACGGUAACAAACGUGUGAACGUUUUUUUGUUGGGAUGAGAUUCGUACUCCAUUUUAUUAGCGCAAGAGGACUUGGCGAUCGACCUCCACCCUGCAACUGCAAGCACCCUUCUGGCAGAUAGAGAGGAUCAGUAAGAGAGAGAGACCGUCCGGUCAUCCAAUGACGAUUGGUUCAGGGGGAUCGAGCAUCGUUGUUCCUAGGAACUUCAGAUUAUUAGAAGAACUGGAAAGGGGGGAGAAAGGCAUUGGAGAUGGAACUGUUAGCUAUGGGAUGGAUGAUGGAGAUGACAUUUAUAUGCGAUCCUGGACAGGAACCAUAAUUGGGCCUCACAAUUCUGUUCACGAAGGGCGCAUCUAUCAACUGAAAUUGUACUGUGACAUGGAUUAUCCUGAGAAGCCUCCAUUUGUUAGGUUUCAUUCACGGAUAAACAUGACUUGUGUCAACCCUGAGACAGGAGGGGUUGAGCCAAAGAAAUUUGGUUUGCUAGAAAAUUGGCAGCGGCAGUACACAAUGGAAGACAUCUUGACACAGUUAAAGAAGGAAAUGGCAAGCCCCCACAACCGGAAGCUGGCGCAGCCCCCAGAUGGUACUCUCUUCUAGAGUUCUAGGUCAUACAAUCUUCAUUUAUGGACUGGUGGAGCUUGGUACUCAAAUUAUUCAUUCCCUUAUCCAAAUGGUUAGAAAUUUCAGCAAGUCUUGUCAAAGGAAUUGUUACUAUUGUCUUGACCUUGUGUAUAUUUAGAUUGAGAAUAUGCUUUAUUGUAUUUAUAUUUCAUCUCUUCUUGAAACACUGGCAUGUGGCCUCAUGUGUAUAGAACACUGGUGUAUUCUCUCCUGACUGAUUACAUAGCAAGUGAUACACGGCGGUGUGUGAGCAGAA
Molecule: messenger RNA, 947 nt
Organism: Nelumbo nucifera (sacred lotus)
Lineage: Eukaryota; Viridiplantae; Streptophyta; Magnoliopsida; Proteales; Nelumbonaceae
Product: ubiquitin-conjugating enzyme E2 variant 1D-like
Source: RefSeq, a predicted model, not a curated record